Molecule: messenger RNA, 2139 nt
Organism: Olea europaea var. sylvestris
Lineage: Eukaryota; Viridiplantae; Streptophyta; Magnoliopsida; Lamiales; Oleaceae
Exons: 2
Coding region: 1193-1855 (220 amino acids)
Source: RefSeq, a predicted model, not a curated record
GACAUCAACAUCACGUAAACCAAAACCAUUUCUAUUAUGUGCCACCAUGAUGACAAUCCAUAGAAUGAAUAGAAGAUGCUUAUAGUAUUUCAAAUUAAAAAGGGAUUCUAUAUUGAACUCAAUCUUCUUUUGUUCAAAUAUUUCUUGAUGCUUUAUUUUCUAACGUCUAAAAUUCAGUGUCCCAAUGAGAGAAGUCAAUAACCACAAUAAACAAUCAGAAGAUAUAUGCUUUAAUGCGUUCACCAUCUUUAAUUUGAAAUUGCACAACAUGGAAACUGCUUUUUUCCCUUUAUUUUGAUUUUAAUAAAAUCCCUUUCUGCCUUUUUGACCACUAAGGCCGUUGUUCUUGAUAAUCACGGUUUUUAUUUUAUUGCUCCAAUGGAAUUCUGUAGUUCUUUUUGUCAUUAAUGUGUGAUGGAGUUUUACACUAAUCGUCUACUUACAACUGAGAGGCUCAACUUAUGUUUGAUCAACCGUCGAAAUAGUGCAAGAUAAUUGUACUCUGUGAAAAAAAGAACUAUGGUUAACUUACUACGACCUUGUUCGGUAAGUGAACUUGACAAAGCUUAAAAUAUAAUUAAGUUGAUUGAACAUACUUUUUAUCUACAAAUUUAGUUUGGUCCACAACUUACCAUCUACACAUUCUAUGGGAUUCGCAACCUAUAAACACUCAAAAAUAUUACAAAACAAGCACUAUAUGAUCUCACCAGACAAAAUGCAAUUAAGUGUGAAAUCUCAGUGAAUAAAAGUCAAAUGAGUUAAGGCGCAAAUAUGUGGCUGUAUUAAUCCUCUUUCAUAAAUGUCAAAGUUGAUCAAGAAAUAGAGAAGCAUAAUCAUCUAGAUGUCUGCUGCUUUUUUCUCGUCAACAUCUACAAAAAGCACCAUUUGAAAACACCUACCAACAUCACAAAAUCCACUCAAACUCGGAACUCUCUCUCUCUCUCUCUCUCUCUCUCUCUCUCUCUCUCUCUCUCUCUCACACACACACACACACACACACACACACACACACAGACAGAGGUGAGUCAAGAGGUUCAGAAUAAGAGUAGAUCAGUGAACUACAAGCUUUUCGUGGUCUACUAUAAGACAGAUCAAUCCUUUCUUAAGGUUGUUCUUUGUUCUAUAUUCUAGUGUCAUAGGCUCUCUCUCUCUCUCUCUCUCUCUCUCUAUCUCAUACAUACGCUACACAAUCAUGGGAUUAGAGUGUGAAUCAGAGCGAAAUUUCAGAUCAUAUAAGCUUCCACUUCCAAUGUUGCCUAUACCAGUCACAGAGUCACCAGAGCAUCCUGGCACAGAAACACCACCACUGCAGACUUUAGCAUUUGUGCCAUUCAAAUGGGAGGACGAGCCAGGAAAACCUCGGCCCUGCUCGAAUCUCUAUUCCCCGUCCAACCCCAUUGACACUAUAGAACCCAAGUUCUUAGAGCUCCCUCCUAGGCUAUACAUGGAGUCUACCCCCAAAAAUUCCAAAACACCCUCUCCCACCACAGUCUUGGAUGGACCCUAUGUGGUCAGCAGGCCGAAGUUUUCUUCUUUCAGAUUCUUCAGGGAACGUCGAGAUUCCUUUGACAGUACCAGUAGCACAAGUCCUGAAAGAGACGAACUCGAUACUAUGGUUUUUAAAGAGAAAAAGCACAAAGGAAGAGGAUUUUUGGGAACUUGGGGACAAAAAAAGGGUGGAAAAAGAGAAGUCGAUGAGAGUGCAAGGGAGAAAAAGGAAAAUAUAAGAAGAAAUGGAAGCUUUUCCAGUGUCUAUCAAGCUAAAUCUCAUCUCUGGGCUGCUAUAUAUGAAGGUUUCAAGCAAGUUAUACCAUGGAAGAGCAGAAAACCAAAGAAAGAAGGGUUCAACAUUUGAGUCUUACGAAUAUGUGUUCCUAUUUCAGAAGGUUGUGCUUUUCCAUUGGUUGUCCCACUAGAUAGUGUGUUGUUCCUAUGGUUAGCAAGAUGUGAAAAUUAUAUACAAAUAGUACGUUUGUGUUAUAAUUACAAGGUCUUGAAUAUAGAAAUUGAAGGCUUGAAUAUGUUAUUUGAGUGAUAAUGAAUUUUUUGGACAAAACCUCGAAUUCCUAGAAUUCCAUCUGAAUUUCUGUAGGAAUUGCCCUUUCAUUUCAAUGCAGGUUAUUCCUUAUCGACUUUUAA